AUGCUGCCGCCGACGUGGCUCUCGGGCGCCUUGCAGUGGCCCCUGUGGGCGUCUGCGUGUUGCCUCGGUCUGCUCGUAUGCCUGCUGUCGCUCCACGUUGUGGAGAAGCUAUGGGCUUUGGCGCGCUUCCAGCGACAAUAUCUGGUCGUCUACGGUCUCGUCAUGUUCGCCGACUGGCUGCAGGGCACGCACAUGUACAGUCUGUACCAGAGCUACGGUGUGAACGUGGGAGCGCUCUUCCUCACGGGCUUCCUGUCUUCUGUUGUCUUCGGCAAUUUCGUCGGCCCGUUGGUGGACAAGUAUGGCAGACGCAAGGCGUGUUUGGUGUACUGUGCAUUAGAGAUCGCCAUUAACUUGCUGGAGGGUAUCCCUAUGAUGGAAGUUCUCCUGCUUGGAAGGGUACUUGGUGGCAUCUCGACGUCGCUACUUUUCUCAGCGUUUGAGAGCUGGAUGGUCACCGAGCAUCGAGUACGAGGCUUCUCUGAGGGUCUGCUGGGGAAGACGUUUGCGCUCGGAUCUGAGAUCAAUGGUGUCGUCGCAGUGGUUGCUGGGCUUGUUGCACAAGUCACAGCAGAUGAAUUUGGAGAUAUUGGGCCUUUUCGCGCUGCCGUCGUAUUGACCGCUGUUGCUGCUGCAUUUGUGGUAUCAUGGAGUGAGAAUUAUGGGUCACGAUCCAAAUCCACCGGCAAGGAUGCUCAAAAGAAAAUUACUGAGAGCAGCAACGUCAAGUGUAGCAGUACCCUUAAUGCGAAUGCAUACGCCUUGGGGUUUUGCUACUCGCUCUUUGAAGGAGCGAUGUAUGUUUUCGUGUUUUUGUGGUAUCCGACGCUUGAAAGCGUACUUCCUAACGGUGUAUUACCAAGUGGCUUGGUUUUUUCGAGCUUCAUGCUAUGCAUCGCCAUCGGUGGCAAGUUGUUCGAUCUAAUCGAGAACUCUUGGCUUCGUGAAGAGCAAUUGCUGGUGCUGACCACCGCCACGUCAGCGAUCUCACUGCUAUCUCCAACGGUUACAGACGAUUACCAGUACAUUUUAGCAGGUUUUGUGGUGUUUGAGGUUUGCGUCGGUGUGGUCUCGCCCUGUUGCGCAACCCUCCGUGGCAGAUACUUCCCGAAGGAUCAACUGAGCACUACACUAUCCCUUUUUCGGCUGCCGACGAAUAUCCUGGUGGUAGUAGGAACUGGUGGUGCCAGCUAUUUGACCAGCGACCAGCUCUACUACGGAUGUACCGCUGUCCUUGUCAUAGCUACUGGAUGCGCUGAAAAGUUGGUUCGAUCCUCUUCCACUGAAUCGACUUCGCGAAGAAAGCUCAAGGCGCAAUGA
Molecule: messenger RNA, 1320 nt
Organism: Phytophthora sojae
Lineage: Eukaryota; Oomycota; Peronosporomycetes; Peronosporales; Peronosporaceae
Exons: 8
Coding region: 1-1320 (439 amino acids)
Biological process (GO): molybdate ion transport
Cellular component (GO): membrane
Molecular function (GO): molybdate ion transmembrane transporter activity
Source: RefSeq, a predicted model, not a curated record